This is a messenger RNA of Paramormyrops kingsleyae, 4573 nucleotides long. Its product is annotated as myelin basic protein-like. Lineage: Eukaryota; Metazoa; Chordata; Actinopteri; Osteoglossiformes; Mormyridae. Gene Ontology annotation, molecular function: structural constituent of myelin sheath. The record is from RefSeq and is a predicted model, not a curated record.
ACAUUGUCGCGUUUAAUACCGAUCGGGACGCGGCUGGGCAGAAACGCGCCGCUCGGACCGCCAGGUCCAGCGCCUUCGGCGUUAGUAUCGUAACCCGACGGGCAGGGCGAGGUGGCUCUGAAAGCCCCCGAUCACGCAAAAAAAAGAAAAAAAAAGAAACUGCCCCACCCCGCAAAUACAUCACUGCGGCUAAAAAAAGAAACAGGAAGCAGCGAGGCAUGCUCUUACCGUCUAAUGGGGGAGGACAGCAAAGCGUGCUAGGAGCCGCUACGAGAGGCGUUUAUUUCCGCGAGGAUCCGGAGGGGAGCAGGGGUGCCUGGCCGCGCUGAGUCCGUUUCAGGGGCUCUGUCAGCAGCAUGGGACAGUUCUUUGGAAAGCAGAGCCCUCAUAUGGAGAAGACUUCGGUACCUGAACCCGGAGGAAGCCAGACCUCGGAAAAAGCAGAUGACGACAACGAGGUUUUUGGCCAGGGCGAGGCAGAUGCGUGCCUGAACAAUGGCAGACCUACCAAGGGGACAGCGCCGACUGACUCCGCGGGUGCGGGGAAUGCGGGGAACUGUGCCAGCACAGCUGACCCCAACAGCUCCCGCCCCCACCUGGUCCGCCUUUUCUCCCGGGAUGCCCCGGGACGGCAGGACAACACCUUCAAAGACCGCCCCUCAGAGUCGGAUGAGCUGCACACCAUUCCGGAGUGCGCAGCGGAACCGUCGGUGCAGGACAGCGACUAGAACCCUACUUCAGAGCCUCUUUGGGACAGAACUCUUGAACUGGACCAACCUCCCCCACAAGACCGAAACCCAGAAUGGCCACAGCAAGUACCUCUGGUCAAGCCCCCUUCGGGCUGGGCAAGCGGAAGAAGAACCCUGGACUCCUGGACCAGCUAGGUCGCUUCUUCGGAGGAGACAGGCGGAGAAAGGGCAAGGUGAGGAUGAGGAGUUUUCUGUGGGGGAAAACAAGACAGAAACUGCAUUCUGUGUUAUUGCUCCUUGUUUCAUUUAUUAUUUUUCCUAUUAUGUUGGAUGGGGGAUCUAUAGAAUGUAUUCAUAUUUCUGACUAUUUUUUUUCCUUGGUCUCCAUUUGACUUUCCAAAACUCGCAUACGAACCUGUGUUGUACACAGACAGUGGGUCAGUGUGGUUUGGGUGUGGUUAGACACCUGUGACACGCGGGAUAGAGUUUUGUGUCAAAGGGACAUCUUAAAAAUAACCUUCAGUUGUCUUUGAUAACUGUAAUCUACUUUUUCGAUUUCAUUAUCUUGAAUUUAAUUGCCUCUGUGCAUGUUUGUGACACGGUGUUUGUUCUCUGCAUUUGGUGGUGGUGCGGGAGUGAUCUGACCUGUCGAGUUAUUGAACACGGUGUGGAUUUGCCGGAGGCUGACUAUCAGUUUCCCCGCAACAUAAAUUAUUAAAAAGCCUGUUUAAUUUUUGUAUCUUUUAAUCUUGGGUUGGGGAACACAUCAGCGUUGCGGGGCUCGAUUCUUUUUCCUAGUUCAGAAUGUAGAUCGAUGCAGCUUUCGGAGGCUGCUGCUAGGUGACCGCUCUUAGUAUCGACCAAUCACAAGGAUUUCCCCAGUUCAUUUGUCCUCACGUAUGAGGACCAAAUGUCAGCCUUAAUAUCAUACCACUGACAAGGGAGAUAGUGGGCGGAUUUGUCAGCCUGAGUACCAGGAGCAGACACGCACGCCACCCAAGAUCUCGCUUAGAUCGUGUGAGGGUUUUUUUCUCUGUAGACAGCUCUACGCGAGUGUAACCUCCGAUACAUUAAACGGGUAGAUAUUUAGCUAAACUUUCCAUAAGCUGUAAGCUGUAUUACGAAUGGUACAGAUAUUUCACACGUAUAUAGUAUAUGCUGCAGAAUAUAUCACUGAAAUGGGGAAGGGGGGCUUUUGCUUAGAUGGGUGGGGCAGUCUUGCAUAGUGGGAUUUCAGAACUUGCUUGCUGGUAGUGGUUGAAUGAGAAGCGGAGAGACUAGACUUUUUUGUGUCCCUGGUCGUGCGACACUCUUAGUUUGAGCCUGGGGGGUCGUCGGUAGCACCCAGGUAGUUCUGGCCCCCAUCAUUGCCACUGUGUGGCUCCUGGGAUGUUGCUGCCAAUGAGCACUCAUUUCGCCCAGUUGUACUCCGAGAAAAGCCACGGUUGUUAUUAGGUGGGGGGGAAGGGGAUUCAGUAUGUCAAUCCAUCCCAAAGGUGGCAAGAAGCUAGACCGAAUCCCUCCACACGUGCUGCUGCGUUCCCCGUUAGCCUUCUCAUUUACCCCGAGCGGGGGCAUCAGCAGGGGCGAGGCGUGAGCCGGAGGUUCCGUAGAAAGGUCAGCACUCAGGUAGACAAGCUGCGCACCUCUGGUCAGGCCUCUGGUCAGGCCUCUGGUCAGGCCUCUGGUCAGGCCGUCUCAUUCAUGCAAAUAUCUCUAAACACACAAGUGACUGGAAUCGCCUUUGGGGAAAAAAGUACGUCUGCCUUUUGCAACAUCUGUCUGUUAUGUUUUUCUGAUCAGAAUUUUAUUGCUAAUAAUCAAUAACUAGUACUAGUUAGUAAGAACUAGUUAAAGGCUGUGUAUUUUAUGAUUUUUUUUUUCUUUUACUACUUGGGAUUAUCUUUCUUUUUUUUUUCAACAAAAUAAUUGGCUUAAGGUUUCCUUCAUAAUCACUGUAGUGAUCAGAUAUGUUUGACUUUUUUGUUUGUUUUGUUUUGGGGAAAAAAAUUAAAAAAUGCUAUUCCAUAUAAGAUGUCUCUGUGUAUACCAAAUAAUGUUCAGGUAUUUCUCUUGUACAAAGAAUUUUACUGUAUUGUUGGGGAACUGUGUUAUGUUUCAGUAAAAUGUUUAUAGGAAAUGUUCCUGUGAUGGGGUUUAAUUGAAAUUGUUCUUGAGGAUUUUUAUACAGAAAGCUUGCAGUUUGUACUCUUUUUUUUAAGACUUUUUUGAUGUUUAAAUAAUUUGAGGGAAACAAACUGCUUUUGAAAAGUAUUGUCCUACUCACAUGUAAUUCAGAUUAAUUAAGAUUUUACAGUAGCAUGAUAAAAUUGUUACUUUAUUCCAAAUGUUCACACAGUGUUAGUGCACAAGUACAGUAGUGGUAUUUAAAAAUGUUUUGUAUUUUAUCAAAAUGUUUGUUAAAAUUGUUUUGCCUACCCCCCCAUAUUGCUUAAUGCAUGACAAUUUAUUGAGAAGAAGCUCUGCCAGUAAUAGGCAGUGCAAUGUUAAUAAGUCCAAGAGAGCGAUAUUCCAUUACUCUGCCUGCUUCUCGUUAAGAGAUAAAUGGCUGAAAUCAGGGGAUGGUUCAUUGAUUAUCCGCAUUGUCACAAUCACUCUGCCACAGGAAGGAGGUCACGAACUGCACUUCUAAGUUAAUGCAUGAAUGAGUUAAUAUGAACAAUCGUGAAAAUUAAAAACUCCCCGUUUCCUCUCCCAGUCGUUAAUGGUCUGCCAGCUUCCCCACCAGCUGGUGACAGCCUGGCGUCGUUCGUUAUGUCACAUUAGCUGAGACGUUGGUCUGUGGUGAGCCGCCGUGUCGGUGACGUAGCGCUCCCACCAUAAAUCAUGCUAUAUAGGCCACCUGCUCUUAUCUUUAAAUUUUAAUGUAAUUGUUCUUUUUCUAUAUGCCUUAUGAAUGACAUUAAUGCUUCUGGUCACAAACUGCUAUGAAUUGUGUGUGCAAGCCUUUUCUCUGCCUCUCUAACAUGAGCUUUGGAAUAGUACUUUAUUAAAGUCUAACAAAAAUGACUCUUGCAGAUGUUUGUUUUUUUUUGUCAGCAUGUAAACCCUAACCGGCUUUAAACCAUAACCUGGCUGUAUUGUGUGAUUAACUGCUGCCUGCUCUCACUUAUGCAGCUAGACAUGAAUAAGCGUGCUAAUCGUUCUGCAGAGUCUUCAGCACGUUUGUGUCUGUUGUGUCUGCUAUUGUGCUCAAGCUCGAAAUGUGCUAGAAAUGUAUCUGGGUGUAUUAUAGACAGAGCGAGCCUUCGGAUUGCAGAGUCCGACAGGUAGUCCGACGUACAAGUGCAUCGUUAAAACUGUAAUGAUGUCACCCGGGUAAUUAGCCUCAAGCCACUCCCCCCCCCGAGUACCAACUGGGCUGUGAAUCUCAACACCACCCGCCUCUCAGCCCCUGUGGGAUCGAUUGGUUUGGGUCCAGGAGCACAGUGGUCAGAAUGGGGGGGGGGGGGGCAGCAGCACGUGGUAUAGAGCCUGUCCAGCUGGUUAAUAUGUGGGCUCCAUGCUGUGCAGGGCUGGAGGGGAGGGUAUGUGGUGUGUUUUAUGUGUUGUUGUCACCAUUCAAGGACUGCUGUAAAGCCUGUCCCUCCUGUCUAUAGCCAGUUACAUCUAAGCCCCCUAGUGGACUGAGACUGUACUGCAACAAAUUCUUCUGUUAAUCUCGGAUAAUCUUUAAUAGGAACUUUAGUCGUGCUGUCAAAGGUCAACCAUAGCUAUUAAUUUUUUUUGCUGCCAAGCUUUUAUUCAAUUCAGUUCAAUUCAAUUUAUUUUUAUAUAGCGCCUUUCACAACAGUCGUCCAAAAGCGAUUCACAGGGAUGUGUCGUGAUACAUUAAACAUCAUUAGAGAGAGUGAUACACGUUU